Messenger RNA from Bipolaris zeicola 26-R-13, 405 nucleotides. RefSeq lists its product as uncharacterized. The transcript has 2 exons. NCBI's taxonomy places the organism in Eukaryota, Fungi, Ascomycota, Dothideomycetes, Pleosporales, Pleosporaceae. The coding region runs from base 1 to 405 and encodes 134 amino acids. The record is from RefSeq and is a predicted model, not a curated record.
AUGUGUGCUAUCGGGGCACUCAUGGGACUUGAGCAAGACGUGGCAACUAUGCUUUCUGCACAAGUUGAGGAGCUUGUGCAAGCGGACGAGCAAGACUCCCUCGAUUGUCACAGACUGGAUCGAUAUGAAUACAUCAUGCCACCUUCAGAACAGACUGAGCGAACAUCUCACGCACAUCCCAUAUGGCUACUGCAAACGAAGCUGCUCCUCAUUUGGUUUAGGGCGUCCUGUGGAAACCCUUAUGUCGUCACAGAUGCACUAAAGGAAUUUGGAUUUUUAGUAAACGCCUAUUGGGACAGAAUGUCCGACGUUCGGGCCGAUCCGCACUUCGAUAAACACCGGAUAUCCCCCUACUCUGACUGGCAUUCAUGGUGUCAGUUUGAACUUACGAAGAGAUACGGAUAG